AUGUCCACACCUAUCGAGGAGCAUGAAAGACCCCUGCAAGAGCAGCGUGGUGGAAAACGUCCCGAGUCCGACGAGGUAAUGCCGAGUUCCGACGAUGGCACUUACGUCCCUGAACACGGCCAUGAAGACCGACGCGACCGUCUCCGAGUGGACACGUCGUAUACCGACGAGCGCGGCAGUUCCCUGAAGGGCACUCCGUCGGCUCGCCGGGAGGAAUCAACCCGGCUGGAGGAUGACCUGAUGCUGCUGCAGGCUGAGCGGGUGGCCUCCCGCUCGACGCAGGCCGACAAUGGCGAGGGCGAACUGGCCUCGAUGAGCCGAUCGCGCUCCCGUCGUGAGGAACUGGUGGACGACUUCCUCGAGGCUACGAAUCCCAUCCACGAGAAGACCACCGUGUAUAGACCACCGGACACUCCCAACACUCGCUUGUCUCAAUUUGUGAAGAAAAUUCACGAGUCCAGCUUCAUUGUGCGAUAUUUGACGUACAUUCUUCCGAUCGCUUUGCUUCUGCUGAUCCCCCUCCUGGUGGGUGCGUUGAGUUUCAAGGAUGCCAACGUGGGCGGGGUCAAGCUGAUGUGGUUCGCCAUCUGGCUGGAAAUUGUGUGGCUUACUCUAUGGGCUGGUCGGAUUGUUGCCAAAUGUAUUCCGCCCAUUGUCAGCGUGUUGGCUAGCGUUUUCACCAACAAUGCCAAAAAAUGGCGUGAUUUAGCUCUGCAACUCGAGCUUCAUGCGGCGCUCUUCUUUUGGUGGCUCGGAGUCGAGAUCUCCUUCCUGCCGACCAUGAAGAAUCAUCAUGUUGAUGGCAACACCGCCACGAGAAACUGGGAAAUCGUGGUCAACAAGAUCAUCAUUGUCAUCUUUGUGUGGACCAUUCUCAAUCUGAUCGAGAAGAUCAUCAUUCAGCUGAUCGCCAUCAGCUUCCAUCUGCGAACUUACGCCGACCGGAUCGAAAUCAACAAGUUCCAAAUUGGAAGUCUGACCAAAUUGUACUCGUGGUCCCGUAAUCGCAUCGAGGAGACUGACGAAGCAUUCGAGGAGAAACAAGAGUCCACUCCAACCGGCACCAGGACCCCCUUGCGCUAUGCUGGCAAGGCUCAGAAAGUUGCACGCGGCGCUCUCAACAAGGCCGGCAACAAGGUGGCCGAUUUGGCGGGAGGUGUCGUGGCUGAUUUCACGGGUCGCCAGGUCCGCACCAGCUCCGACCCUUACCAGGUCAUUCGGACCUUGCUUCGAACCAACUCCGGCUGUCAGGUGCUGGCCCGUCGUCUGUACCGUACAUUUGUUCGAGAUGGAUUCGAUACGGUCUUUUCGGGUGAUCUUAAGGAGGCCUUCGAUAACAGCGACGAGGCCGAAGCCGCGUUUGCCAUGUUUGAUCGGGACAUGAACGGCGAUAUCUCCAUGGAGGAGCUCGAAGCUGCUUGUGUGGACAUUGGCCGUGAACGCAAGUCGAUCACCGCGUCUUUGAAGGAUAUCGAUUCGGUAGUCUCGAAACUGGACAGCAUUCUCAUGUUCUUCGUCGUCGUCAUCGUCAUCAUCGUCUUCCUGUCCCUGAUCUCUACCUCCACAGCCGGUGUCCUCACCUCCGCCGGAUCCAGUAUCCUGGCUCUGUCUUGGCUGUUCUCUGCGACUGCACAGGAAUUCUUGCAGAGUCUUGUCUUCGUCUUUGUCAAACAUCCGUUCGAUGUCGGUGACCGUGUGACCAUCUACGGUAACACCGGUGAUCAUGGUCUGGGGGAUGAUUACUUCAUCAAGAAGAUCUCGCUGCUCUAUACCGAAGCGACCAAGAUGCAAGGACAUGUCGUCCAAGCCCCCAACAGCUAUCUGAACGGCCUCUUCAUUCUGAACCAGCGUCGUUCCGGACCACUCGCCGAGGCCGUCCCCGUGACCAUCAAAUACGGAACCUCCAUCCAGCAGAUGGACGCCUUGCGUCAGCGUCUGUUGGAAUUCGUACGCAGCGAGAAGCGUGAUUUCCAGGGCAACAUCUUGACCGAGCUUCGCACUGUGACAGAUAACUUCUCCGUCACCCUCAACGUCGUCUUCUUCUACAAGUCCAACUGGCAGAACGAAGGUCUCCGUCUGCAACGCCGCAACAAGUUCAUCUGCAUGCUCAUGACUGCCCUCCAGGAGAUCGGCAUCGAGGGCCCACGCAUGAACCUCCAGGGUGCGACCACCGAUUUCCCCGUCCAUGUCAACUACGGGCCACCCCCGAGCUACGCCUCUCCUGGAGGCCGCACCGACAACGGUCCCCAGGACAGCAUCACCUCGCCCGAGGACCUUGAAACGUUACCCGACAACGACACCUCCGGCACCGCCACCCGUCAACAAUCUAUCUUGCGCCGAGGCUACUCAGCCCGGCCCCGCGGCCCCUCCAUUUCCCGCAAACAUGUCGAUUUCUCCCUCGGUAUGUCCAACAUGGCAUCCAACGACCUUAUGGGUGAUGUCUUUGAGGAACGUCAGCCCCGUGUGGACGAUAUCGUCCGUACCUCAAAUCGCGAAGCUCGCGAGCGCCGUAUCCAGGAAGCUCUUGAAGAGGAAGAGGAAGAACGCGCCAGCCACGGCUCCGCCUCGCGGCUGUCUCUUCGCCACCGUCGUCCCUCUAAUCUCAGCGCCAUGUCCCCCGGUCGCCCGUCGACCGAGGCGCCGAGUUUCGCAAGCGGCACGUCCGCGCGGAAUCGCUUUUUCCGUCAUCGGAGCAGUGUGAGCCAUGACCGAGAGAAUAUGAUGGAGCAAGGGCGUGUGGAUGGACCUUCCUCACCACCUUUGAUCCCCCCUGUUCAAGAUCUGGGUCACCACGAGCAGCAGCAAUGA
Messenger RNA from Penicillium diatomitis, 2808 nucleotides. Its product is annotated as Mechanosensitive ion channel family. Gene Ontology annotation, cellular component: membrane. NCBI's taxonomy places the organism in Eukaryota, Fungi, Ascomycota, Eurotiomycetes, Eurotiales, Aspergillaceae. The transcript is spliced from 2 exons. Gene Ontology annotation, biological process: intracellular calcium ion homeostasis; calcium ion transmembrane transport. The coding region runs from base 1 to 2808 and encodes 935 amino acids. The record is from RefSeq and is a predicted model, not a curated record. Gene Ontology annotation, molecular function: calcium ion binding; calcium channel activity.